GAAUAUGUUUAUUGUUCCCCUAGUAGAUGGAUAGAAGCUAAGAAACAUCAGUUAAGACGACGGUUAGAUAAGGCGGUAUAUGGAUCUAAUCCUGAUUUCUCAGGAAGAUUUUUGAUUGAAUUGUUAAAUAUAGGAGUAUUCUGGGGUGGUCUUUUACUUAUGUCUCUAGGUUUUUCUGGCUUCGAAUUUUUGAGAAGACAUGGUAGUAAACCAAAAAUUAUUGAUGGAAACACAAUCCAUCAGGAAUGUG
This is a messenger RNA of Funneliformis caledonium, 250 nucleotides long. The record is from the annotation of a GenBank genome assembly. Lineage: Eukaryota; Fungi; Glomeromycota; Glomeromycetes; Glomerales; Glomeraceae.